Molecule: messenger RNA, 1003 nt
Organism: Symsagittifera roscoffensis
Lineage: Eukaryota; Metazoa; Xenacoelomorpha; Acoela; Convolutidae
Exons: 5
Coding region: 43-957 (304 amino acids)
Biological process (GO): transcription by RNA polymerase II
Molecular function (GO): transcription coactivator activity
Source: RefSeq, a predicted model, not a curated record
UUGACUUUCAGGUAAAACCUGAUUCUCUCUGCUAAAAGCAUCAUGAGUGAGUCCAACCCAAGUGCAGACAUCAAAUUCGGACCCGAAGUGGAGGCUUUGCUGAAGUCAAACUCCGGAGUGAGUGUGGCAGACUACGACACUGUGCUCAUAGUUGCACACCUAGUGAAGAUACAACUCGUCCACGUCAUAUCCAAGUGUGGACACUUUUGCGACAUCAGAAAAGGCAAGAAUCUGGAACUGGAAGACAUUCUAUUCUUGCUAGUGAAAGAUGAGCUCAAAUUCCCAAGGAUAGUGAAACACCUCAUUUUCAAAGACAAGCAGGCCAAGCUGAAAGUUCCCUCCAACUUCUCAGUUGGUGAUGCAUCAGAUCUGGGAAACCCGGCCGAGACCUCGGGGUUCGCAUCUCCAGCCAGCUCCGGCAACCAAAGCAACAACUCGAACCGGGUGAACUGCAUUAAGAGGUUCCUAGACACUUUUCAAAUCCCACAGAACAUAAGAGCCGCAUGUUUCUCCACGCAAUUAGACGCCGUCAAGAAGAUUAGACUGCAGCGAGAGGAGCGUCUUAGUAGCUGUAUGAGUGCAGCUCAGUAUGUCCAGUGGAACCAGUCCAAAGUCCCAGUGCACGCUCAGUUCAGAAGCAAAGUGAAGAUUUUCUCCGAGAAACGACUGAAGGAGCAAGACGCUAACAAAGGAAAAGACACGCCCUCCAAAAUUCAUCCGCAUGCAAUGGAGGCCAUUUUGUUCCUCAGCACAGAUUUGGUGGCGGAAGUAGUCGAUGAAAUAUUUCUGCAGCGUGAACGAAGGAAUGGUUCACUCGUUUCUCAGAUCGCUUCUCCUGAGAACGAAAAGAGUGCUAAUUGGCUCACGACUCCAUUGGAACAACACGAGGCUCAAACUGUUUUGAAUAAAUUAUCCUCGAAGUUUUCGGAGAAGUCUCAAACGGUUGUGUUGAUUUGAACUUUUUUUGUUAAGUUAUAAAACUGUGCAGACAAUUCAAAGCCUU